AUGGCCGCCGCGACAAUGAACAGGUCAGGCUUUCCGCCAAUAUCUUACCACACUCCGCAAUCAAACUCGCCGGCAUCAGUUCAGUCACCACAGCACGAUCAGCAUGGACGGCCAAUCUACGGACAGGGACCCAGCCAGAUGCCUCAGUCAAUGUACUACACGCCGUACGCAUCAGCAGCAGUUACGCAGCAAUCACCCUAUCCGCAGCACCCCUCCACCCAGCAGCAGCCGCCAAUGUCGACAAACUCCAUGUUGAUGUCCCAUCAGCAAGGCCAGCCGAUGCAGCACCCUCACCAGCCGCACCCGCACACGCCAGGAAUGACCGGGAGCCCCAAGUCGCGGAUGCCUCAGACGCCCCUUCAACGGCCGCCCUCAGGACUCGGUCCGCCGCAAGCUCCGCCUCAAGCGCCUCCUGUUGGUACGCCUGGCAUGCACACCGGGCCGCCACAAAAUCCAAACGUUAAUCCGAAUGCCGCGCCUGGACCAAUUCCCGCAACUACUCCUCUCGUCGUCAGGCAGGACCAGAACGGGGUGCAGUGGAUCGCUUUCGAGUACUCGCGCGACAGGGUGAAGAUGGAGUACACCAUCCGCUGCGACGUCGAGUCAAUAAACGUCGACGAGCUUCCCCAGGACUUCAAGACGGAGAACUGCGUCUAUCCCCGCGCCUGCUGCCACAAGGACCAGUACAAAGGCAAUCGGUUACAUUACGAGACUGAGUGCAACACCGUAGGAUGGGCGCUGGCGCAGUUGAACCCUUGCCUGAGGGGCAAGCGCGGUCUGAUUCAACGCGCAGUCGACAGUUGGCGGAACAGCAACCAAGACCCGCGAUUGAGGAGCCGACGCGUGAGGAGAAUGGCCAAGAUGAACAACCGUAAGCAAGUUCAAGCGACGCAUGGGAGCCACAUGGCUGGGCCAGGUGGACCCGGUGCGCCUGGGGUCCCAAAUUCAGCCGGAAUGCCAGCACCACCCCAACAGCCGAGCAUGGGCAUGGGCGCUCCCCAGAUGCAUCACCACCAUGAACACCCUGGAGGACCUCAGGGAGGAAGUAAUGAUGUUAGCGAAUCACGGACCCACCAUCAUCAAGCGCCAAAUGGACAGCAGUCAUCGCCCAACGAUGUGCGGCAAACUCAGAACUUCUAUCCUACCUUUCCAACAAGUGACUCAGUAGCGAGCUCAAGCGGCAUGCCACCAAUACACGACGGCAUGGGACAUCACCCACCUCCACCACAUGCCUCGGGUGUUCCGGUGUCGAAGCAAGAGCAGGACGACGAGGAGCGGAAAGUGGCCAUGUUCGGAGACCUACCAGAGGCUAAGCGACGCAAGUUCAUUCUUGUUGACGACGCGCAACGUGGGACCCGGGUGCGUGUGCGAGUUACGCUCGACACCGUCAAGAUGGAGGAGAUGCCCGACUCAUACCGCAAGACCAACUCUGUAUUCCCUCGCAGCUAUUUUGCCAUGCAAAUGACCUCUCCACCAGCCAGCCCUCGAGGGAGCAAGGUAUUCAGCGAUGAGCCUGAGGUUGAGAGCGACCCAAGCUUUCCGCUAGCGGGACGCACGUCCGUUCCAGUACCGACGCUCGAUGGUGAGGCUACCGUUCCUAAGCCGCGCUUGACGCGAGCGAAGCGCACGAAGGAGAUUACUCUGAACGAUCUUGGCUACAGGAUGAGCUGGAGUCAGAGCAGGGUGUUUGCGGGCCGGACACUGUUCCUACAGAAGUCACUGGAUGCAUAUCGAAACAAGAUGCGAAGUAGCAUGAUGGGCCAUGGACAGGAUGUUGCCACGGUAGCGCCACACUUUGAGACCCGCGUCGGAAAGCGCAGGUGGAACGAGAGGAUUGAGAAGAAUAAGAAGAGAGGGCGCGAGGGGUCUCCUUAA
Molecule: messenger RNA, 1875 nt
Organism: Trematosphaeria pertusa
Lineage: Eukaryota; Fungi; Ascomycota; Dothideomycetes; Pleosporales; Trematosphaeriaceae
Exons: 3
Coding region: 1-1875 (624 amino acids)
Source: RefSeq, a predicted model, not a curated record